UUAGUCUUCCUUUGGCACCCGUCAGUCAACCCAUUUUCGCUUUUGAAUGGACUGACCCGUUAACUGGGGAGUGAGGACAAUUAACCUGGACAAGGGUCUCCCGAGGAUUUAAGAAUGCCCCCACCCUGUUUGAUGAGGCUCUAAGCAGAGACUUUCAGGACUCUCGUGCCUCCCACCCACGGGUGACUGUCCUCCAGUAUAUAGAUGAUGUAUUAUUAGCUGCAGAUACCCAGGAAACAUGCCAGGAGGCAACAGAAGAUGUCCUUCGAGAAUUAGCCCACUUGGGCUAUCUGGUUUCUGCUAAGAAGGCACAAGUGUGUCAAACCAAAGUAACAUACUUGGGCUAUGUUAUCACCGGGGACACCAGAACGCUCUCUGAUAGCCACAUUAAGGCCAUCCUAAACAUACCCCCACCCCAGUCCAAGCAACAAAUACAGGAGUUCCUAGGAACUAUGGGGUACUGUAGGCUCUGGAUUCUGGGGUUCACAGAAAUGGCUCAUCCUCUGUAGGAAGCCACAAAGGGAGACACAACUGAGCCUCUUGAUUAAACUAAAACGUUACAACAGGCCUUUGAUAAACUGUGGAUGGCUUUAAUCUUGGCCCCGGCUCUGGCCCUGCUGGACCUAACCAAGCCCUUUCAGCUCCAUGUAGCAGAGGCCCAUGGGAUUGCAAAAGGGGUCCUUACUCAAUAUCUGGGCCCUUGGAAGCAGCCAGUGGCCUGCCUCUCUAAGCGCCUAGAACACGGCUACUGGAUGGCCCAAUUGCUUGUGGACUCUUGCAGCUACUGCUACUCUUAUCAAGGAAACAACCAAGCUAACUUUUGGUCAACAACUUUAUGUGGGUACCUCCCACUCCCUUGAGCCUCUUUUAAACAGUCCCCCCGAAAGAUGGUUAUCAAAUGCCAGGAUCGUCCAGUAUCAGGCUUUGUUGCUGGACCCAGAUUGAAUUUGUUUCCUGCCUGCAACCUCCCUCAACCCUGCCAUGUUGCUUCCUGAUGAUAAUCCAGAUGGACCAACUCAUGAAUGCCUCGAAGUUCUCUGGACCAUCACUAACCUCAGGCCAGACCUGACCAAUGUGCCUUUGACCCAAAUGGAUGCCAUGCUUUUCACAGAUGGCAGCAGCUAUCUCCAUGAAGCCAAAGCAAAGGACAUUAGUCUAAGAUGCCCCCACUGUGCUCAGGUAAAUCCCAAAGGCAAAUCAUCUGGUGAUCCCCCUCAGCAACGACAGAGAGGACAAAAUCCAGGAGUACAUUGGGAAAUGGAUUUCACUGAGAUGGGUCCUGGACGCCAUGGAUACAAAUAUCUACUGGUCCUAGUGGAUACUUUUACGGGAUGGCCUGAGGCCUUCCCUACAAGGACUGAGUCAGCCUUGGUUGUAACAAAAAAGUUGCUGUCUGAGAUUGUGCCUCGAUUUGGUCUGCUCCUAGUAAUGGGGUCUGAUAAUGGUCCUGCUUUCAUAGCUCAAAUAACGCAAAAUUUAGCUAAGUGUUUACAGGUUGAUUGGAAGCUCCACUGUGCCUACCGGCCUCAAAGUUCUGGACAGGUAAAACAUAUAAAUAAAACCAUUAAGGACACAGUUUCCAAGACGGCUCUACAGUCUGGUAAAAACUGGGUGAGUCUCCUACCUUUUGCCCUCUUGCAUGCUCAAUGCACCCCCUACAUCCAAGGUAUUACCCCCUUUGAGGCUAUAUACAGGAGACCCCCACCUCUGGUACCCAAGCUCCACAGUGUCCAUUCUAAAACCGUACAUAACCAAGAUCUCAUUAAGUCCCUCCAGGUUCUACAGCCAGUGCUUCAAGAGGCUCAUCGCCUCUGCAGAAAACAUCAUCAACCAAACACUGAUCGGCUGGUCUCCCCACCCAUCACACAGCCCGGUUCCCUAGUCCGGGUUAAAAAGAGGGACUCUCACAACUUAGACCCCCACUGGUCAGGCCCACACACCAUCGUCCUCAGCACUCCCACCUCGAUUAAAGUUGCUGGGAAGGACGCUUAG
Chinchilla lanigera (long-tailed chinchilla) is the source of this 1992-nucleotide messenger RNA. RefSeq lists its product as uncharacterized. Gene Ontology annotation, molecular function: nucleic acid binding. Lineage: Eukaryota; Metazoa; Chordata; Mammalia; Rodentia; Chinchillidae. The transcript is spliced from 2 exons. Bases 982 to 1992 code for a protein of 336 amino acids. Gene Ontology annotation, biological process: DNA integration. The record is from RefSeq and is a predicted model, not a curated record.